AUGUUCUCCAAAGCUAUCCUCGCGACGGCUUUCGUCUCUGCCGUCUCAGCCCACCAGAACUGGCACCAACUCUGGAUUAACGAUGUCACUCCUGGCUACCAAGCCGGUAUCCGCAUGCCACCUUCCAACAGCCCCGUCGAAGACAUAACAUCAAACGACAUGGCCUGCAACGUCGACGGCUCCAAAGUUCCCUCGGGCGUUGACACCAUCCCGGCCAACGAGGGGGACACUAUCAAGGUCCAAUGGGACCAGUCUGGCCAUCCUGGCCCAAUCACUCACUUCCUCUUCGGCCCUGUCGACGAUGCAUCCCAGGAGACUGGUAUUGGAGCCGGUUGGUUCAAGAUCGACGAGCUCAACAACGUCGAUGGGAAAUGGGCGAACGAAAUCAUGGGUGCAAAGAACAUGACCCAUGAAUUCACUCUGCCCACCGGUCUUCCCAGCGGAGAGUAUCUCCUUCGCUCUGAGAUGUUGGCCCUCCACGCUGCGCAGACAGUCGGCGGUGCCCAGUUCUACAUUGGCUGCGCCCAACUCAAAAUCACAGGCUCCGGCUCCGGCUCCUGCGGACCCACAAUCUCCAUCCCAGGCGCCUACAAAGCCGAGGAUCCUAAUGUUUACAUCCCCAAUGUCUACAACGGCUUCGACGCAUCCACCUACUCUGCCCCCGGUGGCCCCAUCGCUACCUGCGGCGGAGCAGGCGGUGCUGCGCCCUCAAAGCCUAGCGCCACUCCUGUCCCUGCGCCCCUGAACUCCACAAUCGCUGGUCCCACUGCCGUUGCACCAGUUGAGACACCCAUCGCCGCUGCCUCUUCUGUUGUUGCUGUUGCUGAGACUAGCAUUGUGAUCCCUCUUUCUACCCGUGCGCCCGCGCCUACAGCUGGUAACUAUACCAUUCCCACCGUUGCGCCCGGUGUCCCGUCUACCUUUGCCACCCUUGUUAGCCCUACGCCUGAUGCCCCGGUCGUGGCGCCUACUGGUGGCAGCGCAGCGCCUACGGGUGUGACGGGCGCGGCUAAGAUGUACUACCAGUGUGGAGGCAUUGGUUUCAAGGGCCCGACUGUGUGUGAGGGCACGCUCAAGUGUGUGAAGAUGAAUGACUACUACUCGCAGUGCCUUGCUUAG
This is a messenger RNA of Plenodomus lingam JN3, 1119 nucleotides long. RefSeq lists its product as uncharacterized. Gene Ontology annotation, molecular function: cellulose binding. Lineage: Eukaryota; Fungi; Ascomycota; Dothideomycetes; Pleosporales; Leptosphaeriaceae. The record is from RefSeq and is a predicted model, not a curated record. Gene Ontology annotation, biological process: carbohydrate metabolic process. Gene Ontology annotation, cellular component: extracellular region.